CCAGGCUUCCUCUUAGGAAGCCCAAAGAAACGCAAGCCUGUGGAACCACUUCUUUCAAGAUGAAAAUGUCAUAAAAAUGAACAUUCUCUAUUAGUCACACAUGAACAAUGGGAAUCUGACCACUUGACACAUGUGUCCCAGACUGGCAAAGCCAGACAGAGUGGUUGUUAGGAAGACAAUAUACACCUACAGGGUAGAAUUUCACUUUUGUGUUUGUGGUCCUCUGAAGGUUGGCUGCAAGGUGGACUUCAGCUUCCUCUCACUGGGAGACUCAGCCAGUAACUUUCCAAGUCAAAGUGCCCUUCUGUGUGAGUUGUUUCCCCAGUUAGCCUGUAAACUUCUUGAAGGUGUUUCACAACCACUUCACUCUGCAUCAGUUUAUACCAGACCUCCUUGGUUUCUUUGGAACCAUCCAUCCCCUGCGUCGUUUCUUACAGUUCAGACUGAAGGCACAUCCUCUGGAUGCAGUAAAGGCAAGAUGGCGCUGGUUCCAUAUGAUGCCCAAGGAAUGGGGAUCCAGAAGUUCCAUAAACCUCUUGCUACCUAUACAUUCGUAAACCACACCAUCCAGAUCAAACAGGACUGGAAGCAGCUGGGGGUGGCGGCUGUCGUUUGGGAUGCGGCCAUUGUUCUUUGCACUUAUCUGGAGAUGGGGACUUUGAAUCUUCGUGGUCGCUCUGUGGUGGAGCUGGGAGCUGGGACAGGACUAGUGGGCAUCGUGGCUGCUUUGUUGGGUGCUCACGUCACCAUCACAGAUCGGAAAAUAGCUUUAGAAUUUCUUCAGUCCAAUGUUCAAGCCAACUUGCCUCAUGAUACACAACCGAACGCUGUGGUGAAGGAGUUGACUUGGGGGCAAAACCUAGAAAGCUUUUCACCAGGAAAGUUUGACUUGAUCCUUGGAGCUGAUAUCAUAUACUUGGAAGAAACCUUCUUGGAUCUCCUUGAAACCUUGGAGCACCUGUGCAGCGACCACUCAGUAAUUCUUCUAUCCUGCCGUAUCCGCUAUGAACGAGAUCAGAACUUCCUAACGAUGCUGGGAGAGCAUUUCACUGUUUCUGAGGUUUACUAUGACCUUGAAAAAGAUGUUCACAUAUAUAAAGCCCACAGGAAAAACCAGAAGGAAGAUUUAUAAAGUGGAGUUUAUUUAGUUUAUUUAGAAAUACUCUAAACAUUCACAAAGGGUGAUCUCAUCGGGCAAAUGCUGGCAAAUACUAAAUCUAAUGUUGUAGCAUCACCUUUGGUCCAAAUUCCUGAAUCUGGCAAAAUAUUCUCAGGCACUUCAAUGUCAACAUUAAUCUUGUGAGAUGCUCCUAUGGAGAGGUUCUCAGAUACAUCUGGAUAUUAGUUAGGAUAGGGACUGGACAUAAGAUUUAUGACUUCCAGAGAAGAAAAAUCCUCCUACAAGGGUAGAUCAAUACCUUCCCUGAAACUUACUGUAUUACAAAGUUCCUUAGAGAACCAAGAAGAGAAGUGACUUGGCUGGGGUCAUUUAGCCAAUGUGUCAGGUAGUCUUGUGACCCUAGGUCUUCUGUGGUUCUGGGGCAGCUCUGGAUGUUGAGCUGAGUCUCACUUGGAUGUUGGAAGGUCGAGUUAAACAAAUGACUUAGAAUUCCUUGUGAAAUGUUCAGUGUUUACUAUAGAGUUUUCAUAAUGUGAAAGAUAUUUAUACAUUCCCUAACUUUCAUUUGUAAUCUUGUCUUUCUUUGUUGGCCCUGGGUGGAUCUUUUCUACUUUUGUUUGGUGGCUGCCAUUUGUAAUUAGGAUGUAUACAUUUUAUAUUUUCCAAUGUCUAUUUUCAUUUGCAUAAAAAUAGGAUAAGAUGAUUAAAAAAUAUUUUAGAUAUUUUGAAAAUGAGUUUUUAACUGAGAAAAUAAAUAAUUUUUUACCCUUUAA
Messenger RNA from Monodelphis domestica (gray short-tailed opossum), 1893 nucleotides. It is a transcript of the gene METTL21A, whose product is annotated as methyltransferase 21A, HSPA lysine. Gene Ontology annotation, cellular component: cytosol; protein-containing complex. NCBI's taxonomy places the organism in Eukaryota, Metazoa, Chordata, Mammalia, Didelphimorphia, Didelphidae. The record is from RefSeq and is a predicted model, not a curated record.